Molecule: messenger RNA, 1622 nt
Organism: Seriola aureovittata
Lineage: Eukaryota; Metazoa; Chordata; Actinopteri; Carangiformes; Carangidae
Gene: c10h11orf96
Product: chromosome 10 C11orf96 homolog
Exons: 1
Coding region: 367-747 (126 amino acids)
Source: RefSeq, a predicted model, not a curated record
GAUUCACAUGCACACAUCGAGAAACAGCCGGCGCGAAGAGAGACCUCAGCGGAGCUGAAACAGAAGCACUCACAGUGAGGAGUGAAGAGCAGCUUCAAAGCACUUCUUUCUUUAAGACUGGUCAUCUUCAGUGUGCCUGGACUUGGAGGAGUUUGUUUGGCUUGACUUUGGACAGACACUUGCUUUGUUGCUCCUGAGAGACUGACAGACUUUUCUUCAAAUAGGACAAGGCACCAGAGAGAACAGGGAAAGACGAGUCUGAGACUGUCUCUAAGCAGUUGACUGCCUCCUUCCAGCAGUUUCUACACCUGGUGUCACAUUUGAUUUGAAGUAGAUUUAAUUUCGUACCCUUCUUGGCUUCUACAAAUGGCUGCUGUGCGUCAGAUGGUUAUGGAGGCCUCUGGCUUUCACGUCCUGCCGGCUCACCUUAUGGCCUCAGCCAUGGAGGAGUUCCCCCAGCAGCUGCCUGUCCCCAAGGCCCCAGCAAGGGGGAAGAGCCGCUCACGCCGACCUCGUGAGGCUCGCUUCAAAACACAACCUGUCACCUUUGCUGAGAUUGCAGAGGUAGAAGAAGAAGGUUCCUCGCCGCUGGAGGAGGAGAGGGCACGUCGCUCCUUCCUUCAGUCCCUGGAGAACCUGCGGCGGAGCACGCAGACCCUCCACUGCCCACCGGGCGCCCAUCACAGCUGCACCCCAGCACCCACACAGGCCAGCCUGGACUCCAGUGACUCCGACUCCACCCAGUGAGGUGCUGGGACGUGUCCUCCUCCUUGAACCCAUAUUCCUUGCUUCGCCUUGACGCCGCUUCAAAUGGAGGCCAAAUGAACUGAACCAAACUGGCCUGUCUGCCAGCCUGCCUGUGUGUGUGUGUGUGUGUGUGUGUGUGCGUGUGUAUGUGUGUGUGUGUGAGCUGCUGCUGUCAUACAAAAGUCUGCAUUUAAUGUACACUAACAUAUCAAUAUACAGUAUAUAGUUCAAGGAUGCACUUGAUGCAUAUCUGUAAAGAUUUCUACCAAUGCCACAGGAUGAUUAUACUGCUGUAUAGAUAUGACGAGUGUGAAGGUAGCAGAUGACACAGUGUUGAACACACCACUCUUCACAUGUAUUCCUUUUCUACUGUAGAUGUCUAUGAGAAAAACUUAAAAGAUGGUCGAUAUUUUUCCAUUUUAAAGUUGUAUAGGUAUUUUUGUUUCAACUCAGAUUUUUCUACUUGACCAGUCGCCAUAGAAAGGACUGUUAAAAAAUGUUAGUAUUGUGACUUAGCACACUGUAAAUAGUAUGCCUAAGCAAUGUACUGUGCAUCGAAAGUGACCUGGCUGUCACUGAAGCAGCAGACAAAGCUUUGUCGAGAGUUGUUUUCCAGCUUCACGAUGAAUGAAAUCUCUGCUCUUGCUUCAAUUCCUGAGCAAAAAAAAAUUCUUUCUAAAUGUCUUUAUUUAUUCUCCUAUUCUGUUCAUAACCAAGUGGAGUUGUAGACAUGAGAUUUUAUUGCUCUACCUGACUUCUAAAUUUACCUUGACUUUCAAAGAAAAUCAUAACCUUUAUACUUUAUAUUUGUUUUACUUUAUAAAUAUAUAUGUUGCAAUGUUUGUGAUAUGUACUUUAAUAAAUAUUUUCAAAUA